UUCUUUUGAUAACCUCAUUUUUUCGUACUCCCGUUUGGUAGGUGGCAGUAACGUUCCCAAUAUCUAACUACAAGUAAAUACCAAAGAAGAAGAAGGAAUACCCAGUGCAGCCAUCACAUUUUCCGGUUACAGAUUUUUAGAUUAACAAACUCACUAUUUGUUGUUAUAUAAACAAAAGACCAAAAUGGCAGAGGUCAUUCAAAAGAAACUAAACACCGAGUUAGAAAAAUAUACUCAAAUGCAAAAAGAUGUCAGCAAGAGCAUGGCAGCCAGGCAGAAGCUGGAGACGCAGCUCGCAGAGAAUAAUAUCGUCAAAGAGGAGCUGGAUCUUCUAGACAGUGCUAACACGGUGUAUAAAUUGAUUGGACCUGUUUUGGUAAAACAAGACUUGGACGAGGCCAAAGCCACAGUGACGAAAAGGCUAGAAUACAUCAACGGAGAGAUCCAGCGGUACGACGCGCUCCUGAAAGACUUGGAGAAGAAGUCGGACCAGCACCGGCAGCUUUUGUCCAGUUUACAACAGGAGUUUCAGAAAGCACAAGGCCUCGCCGUCGGGAAAAUCUGACCGAACGAAGACGAUGGACGCAGCAAUACGUACUCAUAGAGACAGCCGCACUUCGCCGAAUUGGAAGACACCGACGAAAUCCACCCGCAUCUGUCGUUCGUCUGCAGCUAUACUGUCCCAGUUUCUCAGUUUGUAACUAAUAAUAAACAUUUUUUUUUCAUGAAACUGAUUCAACAGCA
Molecule: messenger RNA, 744 nt
Organism: Syngnathoides biaculeatus (alligator pipefish)
Lineage: Eukaryota; Metazoa; Chordata; Actinopteri; Syngnathiformes; Syngnathidae
Gene: pfdn6
Product: prefoldin subunit 6
Exons: 4
Coding region: 185-565 (126 amino acids)
Biological process (GO): chaperone-mediated protein complex assembly; protein folding
Cellular component (GO): cytoplasm; prefoldin complex
Molecular function (GO): protein-folding chaperone binding
Source: RefSeq, a predicted model, not a curated record